GUGACGAGUUACAACCAUCUACUAACCAAAAUUUCACUCUGAAUCCAAAACUUUCUCUCUGGCACAUGGAGAAUACAGAAGUCGACGUGUUCACGCAAGCUCCUGUGAUCGUGGACUGUGACGUUCUAGAGGCAGCUAAAGAGAAUAUCCAGCCACUUGCAUCUGGUCGUCGAGUUACCACUCUUUCAGCUAUCCUGCAGACUCCUCACGCCCAACGGGAUGCGCAACUACUUGCAGCGCGUAAGCGCUUUCGUAUGAACGUCCAAAUCGCACUUGAAGAUGAUGAUGAUGAUCCACUGGAAGCCUACUCGCGUUUUGUUCAAUGGACUGUCGAAAACUAUCCCCAAGGACAAAGUGCAGAGUCUGGACUCUUAGAGCUUCUGGAAGAGGCGACAAGGAUAUUAAAGGACAACCGAAACGGACGAUGGAAAGGGACGUCGAUGUACCUCAAACUUUGGGUACUUUACGCGAGCUAUGUGGAGAAACCGACUACCAUCUACAAAUUUUUGCUCGCAAAUGAUAUUGGAACCAAUCAUGCUUUGCUUUAUGAGGAACACGCGGCUGCACUUGAAAGAGCCGGACGACGCAGUGAGGCAGAUGCCGCAUAUCUACUUGGAAUUGCGCGUCAGGCUGCCCCCCUUGAUAGACUUGUAGCCAAGCACGGUGAAUUUCAGAAGCGAAUGAUGACCGCAGCUUCAAUGCCCCCGCAGCCCGCCCCAAAUGCUCCAAGUCGUAGAACAGCGUUGGGUGUGACCUCCUCAUCUUCUGACGCAGCACCUUUGUUCGCAUCUAUUUCUCGAGCUCCUUCGUCGUCAUCGCAAACCGAGGUCCACGGGUCUCGACCCGGGCCGCGGCUAGGCACAAACGCUCGUCUCCAAAUCUUCGUUGAUCCUUCUGGAGCAGAGUCCGCGGACGCAACGGAUUCAGUCACACCAUAUCCUGAUAUCGGAACACGUAAAUCUCGGGUGAAAGAAAAUAUACCGGAGGUUAGCAAAGUAGCGGGCAGCACCUUAAAGCAGGCAGGUCGCACUCGACGAAUCGCGUCUGGGUCAAAUUCGGGGGCAGUGGCAGCAAAAAUUGUGCCUUUCAGAGACCCCGGACCAGACAUGGAAGCGAAGGGUGUGAUGGCCCCACCUCCCGUUCCCAUGUCGAGGCAGAAGGACGCACUACCAAAGACUCCCACGAGGACCAGUGCCGUUAUACCAUUCCAUGACAUGCCCGACGGUGGCGGCAUUCCGUCCACUCCUCGAUUCACACCCUUCAGAGAUGAGCCGGAAAUGAGCACGUCGGCUGCAAUGAUUGCACCUGAGACGGUGAUGAAACCAAAAACUGUAGGAGGAGGACCCAUGAUUGGAUCUGAAGCAGAAGCAUUGAGAAAAGAUCCGCUGAAGAACUAUUCUACCGAAGAAUGUCCACGAGAUGGCUAAAUGGUCUUUCCCCCCUUGCUUAAGCUUUCUUUUCCUCAUGGCUGUAGGCUAUUGGCGGUUAUGCUACGUUGUUGAUCCACAUUUUCACUUUGUCACCUUUUCCCCCUGCUUUAGCACUUUGUGUUGCUCUUGAGACUUUUCUUGAGAUUUGUAAAGUACUGAGAGCAGAUGACCCUGCUAACAUUUGUAGAACCAAGACUGUAAACCUCUACUCCAGACCUCUUGGUUGGCUAAGGACUCGUCAAGCUGAUGGUUGCCAAUUUCC
Messenger RNA from Suillus clintonianus, 1692 nucleotides. RefSeq lists its product as uncharacterized. The record is from RefSeq and is a predicted model, not a curated record. NCBI's taxonomy places the organism in Eukaryota, Fungi, Basidiomycota, Agaricomycetes, Boletales, Suillaceae. Gene Ontology annotation, molecular function: protein kinase activity. The transcript is spliced from 3 exons. The coding region runs from base 66 to 1427 and encodes 453 amino acids. Gene Ontology annotation, biological process: mitotic spindle assembly checkpoint signaling; meiotic sister chromatid cohesion, centromeric.